AUGUCGGUCUGGAUCUCUACUCAUGGCUCAGCGGGCCUUAUCCUAGGAGAAGACUCCUCCUCCUUCACCAAGACAUCCCAAAUCUCCAGUGGUGCCUUCCGCUCCAUCGCGCACAAUCAGGCCCGUUGCUAUGUCCUCUACCCCCUCCCUAGCCCUCCUCAACACACAACACACCUCAGUGCCGUCGCUGUCGACUUCAUGGCCGACAGUGCCUACGUCGACUGCUUCGAGCUCAUGUCCGGCAACCACUCCCUCCACAAGGAAGACAAGCUGGAGACGGGCCAGAGGUUUAACAUCCCGCUGCCCAGUGGCGUGAAGCCUGCCGAAGGCAAGGGUCUCGCUCUCUGUCUUCAGCUCGUCUUCCGUAGCGUCAAUGGCAUGAUCAGCGUCCAGUCCGCCGCGGUGGAGGCAGUCGUGAGGGCCCCCCGAGGCCCAAAGAUUCUCAAGUCCGACAGUGGCACCUGGAAGACCGAUGAUGUGAGGCCGUGGAAUCAACCGCAGACACAUACACAGGCCCGGGUGGUGUUUGACACAGAUUUCACCACGGUACCCUCGGUGACAGUGGGCAUUACAGGGCUCGAUGCCGGUAAUGAGGCCAACGUGAGGGUAAAGGCUUACGCGUCUAACGUUGAUAAGUUGGGUUUUACUGUGCACGCGGAUAGCUGGGGUGACACCACUCUGUAUAGUUGUACCAUCUCUUGGGUAGCACUUGGCGUUUAG
Molecule: messenger RNA, 720 nt
Organism: Clonostachys rhizophaga
Lineage: Eukaryota; Fungi; Ascomycota; Sordariomycetes; Hypocreales; Bionectriaceae
Source: the annotation of a GenBank genome assembly